Molecule: messenger RNA, 3988 nt
Organism: Brassica rapa (field mustard)
Lineage: Eukaryota; Viridiplantae; Streptophyta; Magnoliopsida; Brassicales; Brassicaceae
Product: proline-, glutamic acid- and leucine-rich protein 1
Biological process (GO): rRNA processing
Cellular component (GO): nucleus
Source: RefSeq, a predicted model, not a curated record
ACCCCACUUAAGAGACAUUUAAGAGUUUUACCAUUGAACAUGCUCUAAGAACCUUUGCCUAUGAGGUUCCACAAAAAUUAUGGACUCCAAAAAUACUUAUAUACCUAUAUAAUAUAUAUAUACGUAUAUAUAUAUACAUAAUACAUAUUUUAAGAGCUCCAAUGGAAAAAAUCUAGUUGGAAGUGGUCUUAAACAUCUUUGUUCCAACAAACUUGCCAAUGUUCCAACGUCAACCUCUAUUGUAUGUUUAGUUUAUUUUUUUUUUACGCUUGUAAUUAAUUCAAUCAAAGUGUUCUUACAUGUCUGAAACCAAACUGGCCAGCGACAAAAACACAAAGAAAAAAGACACCAAUAGGCAUCCGUAGGUUAACACCAUACAAAUGUGGGGAAGAAUUAACGUCAAAGAUCCAAGAAGGAUCAUGGACACUAAGAAAGCCAUGUACGUAAAGCUGCUUUUUAACCUUUCUCGCGAUGAUAAGAUGUCAUCUCUUCAUCACCAAGAACCCAUGGCUUUAUAUCCGGCAAGUUAAGAGCUAUUGAUCUUCUAAAAAAAAAGCAAAGUCGGACAACAAAGGACACGACUAAUUAACGCCUCGAUAGAAACCAUCAUGAAACAAGGAGCAAUACCUCCUUCCUUUGACUAGAGCCAAGAACAAACUGAACGGAUGACAAGCAUAUGUCAGUUACAGAAGCUCCACCAGCAAUCUCCAACGAGACAGAUAGCAAUGGCUAGAGCCAACUGGAGACUAAACCAUAGAAGAGACAAAACUCCUUCCUAGUCUAGCCUUCACGAAGAAUAGCAACGAUCCCCAUGUCAAAUAAGCAACGACGCCAGCAUAGGAUGCCGCAAGUAGAGAAUAAGAAUAACAUGAGCAGCUUCUUGUUAUCAAAUUUCAGUAGAAUUCUCAAAAACUAAUUGAUGAAACAAAGAUCACGUUUUUUUUUGUUAACGCGCGGUUACAUCUUUUAUUUAUUUUAAGCUAUUUUUUUUCUUUUUAUAGUUUUAAUAUUUCAUUUUUUCUUAAUCUUACGUAGCAAUUUGAUUGGUAUUAAUAAUAGAGGUGAAUUUGAGAGUUUACCAUAGGAGAGCCCAAGUUUUGUUCCUAAUUGCAUAAUCCGGUCGAGGGAGACAAAAAGUCAACUAAAAGUUGUUAUCGAAAGAGUUUGGAGUUGAACCGAUACGGUUUACGUUAUGGGACUGCACUAUAUUGUAUUUCCAGUUAAAAUGAGGGGUUUUGUGUGUGUUUCUAAAAGAUUCGUGCCUGUCUUGCUAUUUGACAAUAGUUUAGGGUCUUCAAAACAAGACGGCAAACUGAAAGCGCUUCAGUUCCAAAACCCUAAUCUCCUCCGUAAACCCUUUCUCCCUCCCUCUCUCAGAUCCUCACAUCUUCAAUGGCGUCGUUUGAGCGUUUCGACGACAUGUGCGACAUUAGACUAAAGCCUAAGAUUCUCAGAAACCUUCUGUCCGACUAUGUCCCCGACGAGAAGCAGCCUCUCGUCGACUUCCAAUCACUCUCCAAGGUUGUAUCCACUAUCUCCACCCACAAGCUCUUAUCUGAGGACCAGAAGCUUCACGCUAAGUCGAAAUCAGCCGUUGAUGAAUGGGUUGAGAGGUUGCUGGCUCUGGUUUCUUCAGACAUGCCAGAUAAAUCAUGGGUGGGUAUCGUUUUGAUUGGAGUGACUUGUCAAGAAUGUAGCUCGGAUCGUUUCUUUAGUUCCUACUCUGUUUGGUUCAACAGUUUGCUCUCUCAUGUUAAGAAUCCAGAAAGUUCUAGAAUUGUUCGAGUGGCUUCGUGUACUUCAAUCUCUGAUCUCCUUACAAGGCUGUCUAGAUUUUCGAAUACGAAGAAAGAUGCAGUUUCACACGCUGCCAAAGUAAUCUUGCCAGUCAUUAAACUAUUGGAAGAAGAUUCUUCAGAAGCACUAUGGGAAGGCAUUGUCAAUCUGCUGAGUACAAUUGUUAUCUUGUUUCCUGCUGCCUUCCACAGUAGUUAUGACACGGUUGAAGAAGCUAUUGCCUCUAAAAUAUUUUCUGCGAAAACCAGUUGUAGUUUAUUAAAGAAACUUGCGCACUUUCUAGCAUUGCUUCCCAAAGCUAAUAAAGGAGAAACGGCCAGCUGGUGCUUAAUGAUGCAGAAGCUGUUGAUAUCUAUAAACGUUCAUUUAGAUAAUUUUUUCCAAGGUCUAGAAGAAGAAACAACAGGGAAGAAAGCAAUCCAACGAUUGGCUCCUCCUGGAAGAGACGCUCCUUUGCCCUUUGGAGGUCAGAAUGGGAGUUUGGAUGAUGCAGUGUGGAACUCUGAACAGUUGAUUGUAUCCAGAGUUUCUGCACUUAUGUACUGCUGCUCAGUGAUGCUAACUAGCUCCUACAAAUGCAAGCUUAACAUUCCAGUUGCCUCGUUAGUAUCCCUCGUUGAGCGAGUGCUGGCGGUGAACGGCUCUCUACCAAAAGCCAUGUCACCUUUCAUGACAGGGAUCCAACAAGAAUUGGUUUGUGCAGAGCUUCCCACUUUGCAUUCUUCGGCUCUGGAACUCUUGCGUGCUACCAUUAAAAGUAUCCGCAGCCAACUUUUACCAUAUGCUGCAUCUGUGGUGAGACUUGUUAGCAGUUACUUCAAGAAAUGUUUAUUGCCAGAACUGAGGAUAAAGCUAUACACAAUCACCAAAACCUUGCUCAAAUCCAUGGGUCUAGGAAUGGCAAUGCAACUGGCAAACGAAGUUGUCUCAAAUGCCUCUGUGGAUCUAGACACGAAAACCGUAGAAGGGUCUGAUGUGGUUUCCAGCACAAAUCCGAGAGCUGUUGUCAAGGCUGGCAGUAAAAAAAGAAAGCAUUCAACUAAUAGAGGAGUGGAGGCAGAGAAUGCUGCUUUUGAAGUGGGAAUCCCUCACAAUCACUCGAGUAGCCCUAUCUCAUUGAAGAUAGCAGCUCUGGAGGCCCUAGAAAAUUUUCUCACAACUGGUGGUGCAUUGAGAUCGGAUAGCUGGAGAGACCGUGUUGAUAAGCUUCUAAUGAUGACAGCGAGAAAUGCUUGUGAAGGAAGAUGGGCCAAUGCUGAAACCUACCAUUAUCAACCAAAUAAGUCGGCCGCAGAUCUAGUUGAGUUUCAGGUUGCAGCACUCCGAGCCUUUUUGGCAUCCCUCGUUUCUCCAUCAAGAGCACGCCCUGCAUACUUAGCUGAAGGGCUUGAGCUUUUCCAAACAGGUAAGUCUGAGGGAGAGAUGAAAGUUGCUGGAUUCUGUGCUCACGCUCUCAUGUCCCUUGAAGUUGUUAUACAUCCUCGGGCACUUCCACUCGAGGGUCUCCCAUCAGUUAGCGACCAAUUCCCGGAAAGCAAUUCUCUGGCCAGCCUAAAACACAACACACCUAAUCUGAAUAAUGGUGAUAAUCUAUUCAAAGAAUGGACGGCAAACGUGGAUGUUCCCUCUAACAACGAGAUUCUGAGGAAUGUUGACUCGACUUUAGCUCUCCAAGAGGCUAAAAGAUUGAAACGUGGGAACGAUUUAGCCAUUGUGGAUUCUCUGAGUGGCCAAGAUCAUACAGAUAUUGUUGGAUCAGAGAAUGUUCAACAAGCUGAUGUGCGUAAGAAGGUUCCUGAAUCACCUAAGGAAUCUCUAGGACAUGUUUCAGAGAGAGAUGAUAUGGCUCCGGAAGAAGUUUAUCGAGAAGUAGUGAGUGAGACUCAAGAGGGAGAGGGUUUAGCGGUUAAGGAUAGUAUCAUGGAGGAAGCAGUAGUUGUUAAGAAACGAGAGUCCUUGGAUGAUGAAUCUGAUGAUGAUUCUAUUCCGAGUCUUAAGGCAGAUGAUUAUCUCUCUUCUGAUUCUGAUAUUGAAUCUUAAUGCCAGACAGAAGAUUUCACAAAGCAGUCUCUUUUUUUUCUUUGAAAGUUUUGAUCAUGAUUUUCUUUCCUUUUGAAGAUACUUUCGCUGAAUAGUUCCCAACUAUAUAAUUCAAAAUUUUCAAGUGUUUAGUUUAUUUAUUUUUAUCGCA